Messenger RNA from Myzus persicae (green peach aphid), 1845 nucleotides. RefSeq lists its product as uncharacterized. Gene Ontology annotation, biological process: DNA integration. The transcript has a single exon. The coding region runs from base 1 to 1845 and encodes 614 amino acids. Lineage: Eukaryota; Metazoa; Arthropoda; Insecta; Hemiptera; Aphididae. The record is from RefSeq and is a predicted model, not a curated record. Gene Ontology annotation, molecular function: nucleic acid binding.
AUGGGGGCAAAAUGGACAUGGUCCAAAGAAGCGGACGAGGCGUUUGAUAACAUUAAAUCGAUAUUAUCGUCCAAACCAGUACUCGACCACUACGACCCGUCGGUACCAAUUAAAUUAAUGGUAGACGCGUCAUCAUUCGCUAUCGGCGCGGUUAUAUCACAGGUAUACGGCAACGCCGAAAAACCAGUAGCCUAUGCAUCGCGCGUCUUAUCAGAAGCGGAACGCAAAUACCCGCAAAUUGAAAAAGAGGGGUUAGCGAUAAUAUACGGCGUUCAAAAAUUCUACGACUACUUGUACGCACGAAAAUUUACUUUAAUCACUGACCAUAAACCACUCUACCACAUUUUCGGGGAAAAGAAAGGUAUACCAAUUUACGCGGCUAAUAGAAUACAGAGGUGGGCGUACGUACUAACAGCAUUCGACUUUGACAUUUCGUUUGUUAAAUCAGGGAAGAACGCAGCGGAUUUCUUAUCGCGCAUAAGAAUAGGCACAGCAGACAGAGUGUCUACGGCGCCGCAGUGUCUAAACUUUAUAUACGACAACUGUCCGUUCAACGUUAAUUGGGUCAAAAUAAAAACACAAACACGAACCGAAAAAAUCUUAUCGCAGGUAAUUAAGGCUAUCAACACAGGCGAUUGGCCAACAGGCGCGGAUAAAAAUGAAUCGCUUAAGUCAUAUUACACGCGGCGCCACGAAAUUUCAACCGAACAGGACUGCUUGAUGUGGGGGUACAGGGUGAUUAUGCCAAGUAAGUUCAGGGAGGCCCUGUUGACAGAAUUGCACUCCACGCACGCGGGAAUGAGCUGCAUGAAGGCGAUCGCGCGUUCAUAUUUUUGGUGGCCGGGGAUCGAUAAUGAUAUUGAAAACAAGGCGCGCAAAUGCGAAAAUUGUAUACAGGUUAGACCCGCACCACCAAAAGCGGUGCAAACGCCAUGGAAGUGGCCGGAACAAGUGUGGACGCGCAUACACGUAGACUUCUUAGGGCCUUACAAAAAUAAAAAUUUUUUAAUAGUAGUCGACGCGACUUCAAAAUGGCUCGAAGUGUUCGAGGUAAGCACGAGUACGGCGUCAGUGGUAAUCGGAAAAAUGCAAGAACUUUUUGCUCGUUUCGGUGUCCCCAAGUCCAUUACCACCGAUGAAGCCAAGUGUUUCACAGGUACGGAAUUCGGUACGUUCUGCGUCAACGGAAACAUAAAACACUUGGUGGGAGCUCCGUUUCACCCGGAAACAAACGGGGCAGCCGAAUCAGGGGUUAAAAUAAUAAAAAAUUUUUUUAAGAAAAACCAAACCACCAGCGCGACACUAUUACAGAAGUUCCUGUUAUUUUAUCGAAACACACCGCACUCGACAACGCGCCAGACCCCGGCAAAAUUAUUACUAGGACAUAGCACCCGAACACAGUUCGAUAUACUGAUUCCCAACACAAAAGACGUGGUUAGCGAUCACCAGGAUUCCCAAAUCAAACGUCACGGUAAACGACAGCACGAAAUCCAACAGGGAGACACCGUGGCCGUGCGUGAUUAUCGGACGAAUGAAAAUAAGUGGUCGAUAGGAACCGUUACGAAAAAUGUGGGAAAACAAGCGUUUGAGGUGGACACUGAGGCGGGCACAUGGAAGCGACACAUAGACCAGACCAUUAAAAUACCAAAUAGGGACUCAGAAGUGUUGGAAGUCGAAUGUAGCGAAAACCCAUCCAACCCAAGGGGGGGACUAGUUCCAGAGGGGACCGGGAGGGAUACAGACGGGUCAGACAGGGAAACCGAGACAAUCUCAACCGGACAUUCGCGCCCGACUAGAAUGAAAAGAUCGCCCGACCGCUAUACAACAAUAGAUUUCAGGAAAUAA